GGAGACAGUCUGAGUUAAAACAUGAAGCUUUUUGGUACUAGGGUUUUGCCACUGUUGGUGUUUAUGUUGGUCAUGACAGGUUUGGUGGAGCAAGGCAAGGGCAACACUUGUCCAAGCACCUUCUUCUCAGCCCUUGUUCAGCUGAUACCUUGCAGGGCAGCAGUUGCUCCUUUUAGCCCCGUCCCUCCAAGUGAGGCCUGCUGCAAUGCCCUCAAAGUUCUAGGCCAGCCUUGUCUGUGUGUACUUGUCAAUGGACCUCCCAUAUCUGGUGUGGACAGGAACAUGGCUUUGCAACUCCCUGAGAAGUGCACUGCCAACUUCGAACCAUGUGAAAUCAUGAAGUAGCAUACAAGCCUAGACCUUAGGGGGGUUCUAUGAAUAAGUGUUUUAGAGGUUUAGGAGUCUUUUGGUAGUAUAUUAUCUGAUUCUGAUCAUAAUAAGAGGAUAUAUGUUGGGAUUAUGUACCAAAUCUU
Messenger RNA from Alnus glutinosa, 473 nucleotides. RefSeq names its product protein LIM1. Bases 22 to 345 code for a protein of 107 amino acids. Gene Ontology annotation, biological process: systemic acquired resistance. Lineage: Eukaryota; Viridiplantae; Streptophyta; Magnoliopsida; Fagales; Betulaceae. The record is from RefSeq and is a predicted model, not a curated record. The transcript is spliced from 2 exons. Gene Ontology annotation, molecular function: fatty acid binding.